CGCAAUGGGAAAUAGACGACCUUCUUUGUUUCUUGUUUUCCUUGUAACCCUUUCACGUUUUGUAGCUCAAAGUCAUGGCGUCAAGAACCAAGGUGAAGCACUUGACAAUCUCUAUAAAGCCAAGUUUAGUAGAGAUUAUAGUAUUGAUACGCGUCCUUUCGAGGUGAUUGAUACGAACCAAUUUGAGGAAAUGAAUACGCUUUUAGGUAAAUCGAAGUGUCAUCCUCGUAAAGAGGGAUCGAAAGAGAAAGAUAGAAUUAAAAGGUUGCCUGGACAACCCCAUGUCAGAUUCUCACAGUACGGUGGCUAUAUUACUGUUAAUAAAACUGCUGGUGCGGCAUUCUAUUAUUAUUUUGUUGAAGCUGAUAAGCAUUCAAAGGAGCACUUGCCUCUUCUUCUUUGGCUAAAUGGAGGCCCUGGUUGUUCAUCAUUGGCUUAUGGGGCGAUGCAAGAGCUUGGACCAUUUCGUGUACACAGCAACGGGAAAACUCUUUACAGAAACAGAUAUUCAUGGAAUAAUGUUGCAAAUGUUUUGUUUGUGGAGUCCCCUGCUGGAGUAGGAUUUUCAUACUCUAAUUCAACGUGGAAGACUAAUGGAGAUAGACAAACAGCUGCAGAAAAUUAUAGUUUCCUUGUAAAUUGGUUAGAGAGAUUUCCCGAAUACAAAAACAGAGAUUUUUAUAUAGCCGGAGAGAGCUAUGCAGGGCACUAUGCGCCUCAACUUGCACAUACUGUUCUUCACCAUAAUAAGAAGGCUAAUACGACUAUUGUCAACCUCAAAGGGAUCCUGAUUGGAAAUGCUGCGAUAGAUGAUGAAACCGAUAAUCAAGGGAUGUAUGACUUCUUUGGAACCCAUGCUCUGAUUUCAUAUGACAACUUGCGUAAAAUCCGACGUUACUGUGAUUUCUCAAGAGCCCAUGAAUCUGCCGAGUGUCGUCAUAGCUUGUUGAAAACAGAUGCAGAUGUUUGGAAUGCUAUUGAUGUUUACAACAUCUAUGGUCCCUUGUGCCUUGACGGAAAUCUCACAUCGAGGCCCAGGAAGACUUCAUUGAUGAACUUCGAUCCCUGCAGUGAUUAUUACGUGUAUGCAUACCUUAAUCGACCUGACGUCCAAGAAGCCAUGCAUGCCAAUGUCACCAAGCUCACUUAUGAUUGGGAACCAUGCGGCGAUUUCAACUGGGCUGACAGUGCCUCUACCAUUCUUCCCUUGCUAAAGGAGUUGAUGGAAAAUGGACUUCGAGUAUGGUUAUUCAGUGGUGAUACAGACGGAAGGGUACCUUUCACUUCUACCCAGUAUGCAAUUAACAAGAUGAAACUUCCUAUCAAAACUGAAUGGUAUCCAUGGUUCUACGGUGGAGAGGUUGGUGGGUAUGUACAAGUAUACAAAGGGGACUUGACAUUCGCAACUGUAAGAGGGGCUGGACAUAUGGUACCAAGCAUCCAGCCUGUGAGAGCAUCUGCAUUGAUCAGUCACUUCCUUGCAGGCACGCCUCUUCCAUAGCCAAUGCCGAAGUCUAGAGCCUGAUUUCCUUACUACUCUUUGAGUUUGCAAUUCUUUGUUUCAUUAGGAAACAGUAGACUGUUAGGUCAAUUGAUGUGAUUCUCUUCAUCGCCUAAUGGACACUUGUUCAAGUCAAGCCUGUAGAUUAUACAGGAAAAAUAAGGAUGAUCUUACCAAAAGAUUCUUCCUCAAAAAAUUUCAAUUAUUGGAUUUAUGGGAUCCGCCAA
Populus nigra (black poplar) is the source of this 1728-nucleotide messenger RNA. Its product is annotated as serine carboxypeptidase-like 40. Gene Ontology annotation, biological process: proteolysis. Gene Ontology annotation, molecular function: serine-type carboxypeptidase activity. Lineage: Eukaryota; Viridiplantae; Streptophyta; Magnoliopsida; Malpighiales; Salicaceae. The transcript has 7 exons. The record is from RefSeq and is a predicted model, not a curated record. Gene Ontology annotation, cellular component: vacuole. The coding region runs from base 5 to 1501 and encodes 498 amino acids.